This is a messenger RNA of Nerophis lumbriciformis (worm pipefish), 1951 nucleotides long. The record is from RefSeq and is a predicted model, not a curated record. Lineage: Eukaryota; Metazoa; Chordata; Actinopteri; Syngnathiformes; Syngnathidae.
GCUUCCUGGUCACGUGACUGCCGCGGUCCAAUUAGCUGGGCUUAUAAGCCGGUAGCAGAAAGUUGCCAGCUGACAGAUCGAUUGUUUGCUCGAGGUAGGUUUUUAAUCCUCGUUUUUACCUGGAAUAUUGUGCUAACUAAGUAUAAACUAAAAUGCCUAAUUUGUAACUUUAUAGAGCCGACUACCAGCGCCGGAGUUUUUUUUCUCUCUCUCAUUAAGCUGUUGGCCAGGCUUUUCUUGUUUUGAUGGCGAGCUAAAGAAAGGAGCAUCUAGUCCAAGGAGUGUUCUUGGAGGAUUCCAGCCAGAAACCUCACCACCUGUUCGGUUUGGGCGGGUAGGAGGCUCUCGAGCCGACCCUUUACGUUUUUUUUCCAUCUUUAACCUGCAGUACACGAGCUGUACUGCCAUCCUUUUUUUUCUAAGAACUCUAAGUCUGAACUGAGAUUUAUUCAGAUCCAGAAAUAUUAAUUAAUGAAAUUUGAAUUGUAUGUAUGUAUAUAGUCACUGUUGUCCCGAUUUAUUUCAUGUUGAAUGGCCAUUCAACUUAUUGUGUGUAUAUAUCUGCUGUCCCUCACAAAUUGUUUAAAUACACGGUGUCAACCAAACUACAGUUUAAGCUCUGCCUUCUCUCUCCAAGUCGAAACCCUAGACUUCUGUUCUGAGCCCAUAAAACCCCGUAUAUACAGUAUUGCAUUACAUUUGUAGUACAUAUAGGUUACAAAAUUAGUGGCGAGCUAGCCAGGAGCGAGAGCAGCUUAAGUUGUGUGUUUGUGUCUGUGUGUGGACAGAGUAUAACUUUACAAUGGACAUAAUUGAGAAACAUGGCAUAAAUAUACAUAAUGCAGUAUUGAUUGAGUGUGAUACAAAGGCUGAAGAAAAUGAAGAGGUCGUGGAAUUUUUGUCUAAAUACGGUUCGAUUGGUCAGUGUGAGAUUAUUGAUGAUUGGGAAUCUGAGUUUAGGCAUAAGUGGGUUGUUGAGUAUAAUUUUACUGAUGCUAUUAACGCGCUGCGUCACAUUUUGCCUUACACUUUUGUGAGUCGAAAUGGUAAAAUUUAUGAAAUAUCCGAAUUGUCCGCUGUUUGCGCUACUCACAUAGAGAAACAGAAAACAAACGCAUAUUUAUCUGAUUUAAAAGAGUUAGCUAAGCUAACUGGUAAGGACUUUACGGAGGUCCUCAACGAUGUGAUGUCCCUGCUUGGUCACUCUGUUACGCAGCUUGGCCCAGUCCAAGCUAAAACUCUGACAACUUCUGCUGCCCAAGCAACACAAUCAACUCCCACUGCCUCUACCGAGAGUCAGGAAUUGCUCUCUGAUCACACUGAACAUAAACCCCAAUCCCAAACCAGAACCUCUCUCCCAAAUAUUGCUGCACCUACCUUGAACCCACCAGAAGUCCAACGUUAUGUGGUUGAGCACAUCGUUAAAAACGAAGACAGCGCGAUGCUUCAUCUCUCCAGCCAGCGUCUCAGAGUAUUUUCUGGGAGGUUGCCCCGGCCUCAGAAUGAAACGGAUUAUGAAACAUGGCGUGUUACUGUGGAUUUACUGUUAAAUGAUUCCUCUGUUUCCGAUUUGCAGCGAUCGCGCAAAAUCUUUGAGAGUCUUCUGCCUCCCGCUGCCGACAUGGUCAAGCACUUGAAGCCUGAAACACGGCCUGCAGUCUAUCUCCAUAUUCUGGAUUCAGCGUACGGCACUGUGCAAGACGGAGAUGAGCUUUAUGCUAAAUUUAUGGAUACGUUCCAAGACGCAAAUGACAAGGCAUCAUCAUACCUUCAGCGGCUGCAAGUUGCUCUCAAUUUAGCUGUUAAGAGAGGGGGAGUUCCAUACGAGGAGACCAAUAAACACCUACUCAACCAGUUUUGCAACGUAAGCAAAAUCCGCCAUCCUUCGCUGAACUAUUGCUGCUAUUGCGCACAGAAGAGGACCGAGAAGCAGCAAAGACCCUUCGCAUGA